Molecule: messenger RNA, 10048 nt
Organism: Dunckerocampus dactyliophorus (ringed pipefish)
Lineage: Eukaryota; Metazoa; Chordata; Actinopteri; Syngnathiformes; Syngnathidae
Gene: igdcc3
Product: immunoglobulin superfamily, DCC subclass, member 3
Exons: 17
Coding region: 643-2820 (725 amino acids)
Biological process (GO): axon guidance; cell-cell adhesion
Cellular component (GO): axon; plasma membrane
Molecular function (GO): protein binding
Source: RefSeq, a predicted model, not a curated record
GUGAGCUCCAUAGCCCAGCCUCUGAUGGUGUCCACCCGCUUUUAGCUUUAGUUUUAGCCGGAUUUCAUACAUCUUUUCCGGAGCCGGCGGAAUCCCCAGGCUACACCACACUUCACCACCGCCGGACAUUCUUCUUAGUGGAAGACCUCGCCGUUUUAGCCAGGGUGAUGCUCGAGAAGCCAGGAGAACCAGGGUAGAAAAGGGCCACGGACACCUCGCCUGUCCAGCUUUGAGCCAUCACGGGGCGGCAGGUUUGAACAGGAGGGGAAGAACAUCGAGGGGGAACUUAACGUGCCACCCGUCCGACACAGCUGCAGAUAUCUGCUGGAGAAGAGCACGCCACAGAGAGGACAGUAUCGCACUGCUGCAUCCCUAUUUAAUUCACCACAAAUGUUGACACAUGACGACAGCAGCAGCUCUGGCACUGUCAGCCACGGAGAAUGCAGUAGCUCUGGAGAUGAAGCUGAGAGUGACGCUUUUCCUUGCAAAGAUUAUAAGGAUGUGGAGGGACCCAAUUGCUGGGUUUACCUUGGGCCCCCAAAGGACUAAAUACGCCCCUGGUUAUGGUGUGUGUCAUGUGAUGCAGAGCUCUCCUUCACCCUGGAGCCCAGUGACAUCAUUGCAGUACAGCAGCAGCCCCUUAUGCUCCACUGCCAGGUGGACGGCAUCCCCCCUAUCACAACACAAUGGCGGCACAACGGCGUGCUUCUAACUCAGGACCAGUAUCACACCACCUUCAUCAAUGGCUCCCUCCUCAUUGGCCACUUCCUGAAGACCAAAUCCGAUAACUCGUCCGAUGAAGGGGACUACGAGUGUAUGGCCCAGAAUUCUUUUGGGUUGGUGGUGAGCCGCAAGGCGCGGAUACAAGCAGCCACCAUGGCCGACUUUCAUGUACAACCAGAGGCGGUGCAUGUCGAGGAGUCUGGUGUGGCCAGAUUCCAGUGCCAGAUUCAUGGUCUGCCAGAGCCCGCUAUCAGCUGGGAAAAAGAUGGCCGUCCUGUGGAGACCAAGGACAAGAGGUACACCCUUUUACCUACGGGCGUUCUGCAGAUUACAGGAGUGCGUGAGCAGGACAGUGGAAAGUUCUGCUGUGUGGCUCAUAACAGUGCAGGAGUGAAACACAGCGCUGAGGCCCUCCUUACCGUUUCAGGUUCCCAGUCUUCUGUUUACAAAGAACCAAUGAUCCUAGUUGGGCCGGAAAACCUCACCCUCACUGUCCACCAAACCGCCAUUUUGGAGUGUGUUGCCACAGGAUACCCUCGGCCCAUCGUUUCUUGGAGCAGGCUAGACGGGCGCCCUAUUGGUGUGGAGGGAAUCCAAGUGCUUGGCACCGGCAACUUGAUGAUUUCCGACGUUGGUGUGCAGCACUCAGGGGUUUACGUGUGUGCCGCGAACAAACCGGGGACCCGCGUUCGUAGGACUGCUCAGGGUCGUCUCGUGGUCCAAGCUCCUGCAGAGUUUGUUCAACCUCCGCAGUCUAUCGCUCGACCCGUGGGGACCACCGCCAUCUUCACAUGCCAAGCCCAGGGUGAGCCGGAGCCCCAGCUCACUUGGUUGAAGAACGGCCAAAUCUUAGAGCCCGGGGGCCAUGUCAAACUCAGGAACAACAACAGCACGCUGACGAUUUACGGCAUUAGCCAGGAUGACGAGGCCAUCUACCAAUGCAUCGCUGAGAACAGCGCCGGCUCCACGCAGGCCAGCGCUCGCCUCACAGUGCUCUGGGCUGACGGGCUCCCUGGUGUGCCCACCGACGUGCAGGCCGAGGCCCUUUCACCGACCACCAUCCAGGUGUCCUGGAGGGAGCCCGAGCAGAACACGCAGGACAUCAUUGGUUAUGUCCUCCACAUACGCAGGACCACAGACCCUGUGGAGAUGGAAUACGAGGAGGCCGUGAGUAAGGUGACGCUGCAGCAGGUCAUCCGAGAUCUGGAGCCUUCCACCAGCUACACCUUCUACGUCAAGGCCUACACGUCCCACGGUGCCAGCAAACCAUCAGACAGUGUCAUGGAGAGCACUCGCGGGGAAGUUCCAGCACCUCCGUCCCUCUUCACCAAAGUGGUGAACAGCAGUGUGGUGCAAGCGGUGUGGGAAGCUUCCACCAAGAUGGGUCAGCACCAAGGCUUCCGACUCUACUACAGAAGAGCCCAUACAGCAGUCUUUACUGGACCCAUUGUCUUACCACGCAACGCCACCCAGUACAACAUCACUCAGCUGGAUCCUUCACUGGUCUAUGAGAUUAAUCUGCUAGCGUACAACCAACACGGAGACGGCAACGCCACCAUGCGCUUCGUUUCACUUCGAGAGGCGCUGGAGAAAUCCGUUCUGGACGCCUCGUGCGACUGUGUGCAAGACGAGCACAGCAAAACUUCCACGACAGGCAUCAUCAUUGGCAUCCACAUCGGCGUCACCUGUAUCAUCUUCUGCGUUCUCUUCCUCGUCUUCAGCUACCGCGGCAGGUUGAUGAUGUGUAAGGCGGUUCAAGCCACCCCCCAGGCAGCACGCAGCGCAGCGCUGGAGUCUUCCUCCUCUUCCCAGGGGGCCUGUGGGCUGAACACGGCCACCAGGAGUGAAAUGGAGGUCAAUGGCAGCGCAGGAGGGAACAAAGUGGUGGACAGCAACGAGCUGGAGAGGCUCUUCCCUCAACCCAACACACAAGAGACACGCAGGGUGAGUCUUGCUGACUCCACCGUUGUGUCCUACUCACCAAAUGGCACCCAGCUGUCCACAAUACCGCUCGAUGAAUUCACCAUCGAGCGGGACACGGAGACGCAGUCCCAGGAGUCCCUCGCGACACGAACGGGUCAACAGAACCAAGGCUAAUCCGCGUAUGAAGACCAACUCACACGCGGCACUGUCUGCAGUGUCCACUCAGCUUCUUUCUCACUCAGGUUGUUCCUUCAAAGUAGUUUGCAUUUUGUGCAAAGAUUUUUAUUGGUAAGUUAAGGAAGUUCUAGGGAGUCUAGGACUGCUUUAGGGGAACUUGUGUUUCGCCUGGCAGACCAGCUAAGUGUUCUUGUGCUCUCGCUAUUUGGUCUUUUGUUUGUUUUCUGGUGUUAGGCAGCACACAGAAGAGCCCCAAAAUGUCCUUGUUAUACAAAGAUGAUUUCCUUUUUAAGUUUAUAAUUAUAUAUUUACAUAUAUCUUUAUCAUCUCUAUGUCAAAGUGGUUAUAAGUUAUUGGUCUUAUCACUACUUUUCCGUGGAUGUCAAAGAUGCGUGCUGCCUCGACAUACCAACGAUUCCAUCUUCUCGCUCACAGAAGACCUUAGCCUUUUUCAAGGGACUCAGUGUGUUCUGUCUCAGGACUUUUGUUUUAUUCAGUCGGGAAUUCUGGGCCCUCAUGCAGGCGCUGGGAUGUGUGAAGCUCGUUAUUCAACAAAAACCUACCUCAGCCGGAAUGAAUGUGUUACGGGAAGCCUUCCAGGACUUUAUCUUCCCCUGUGUUCUCACUUACUUUACAUGCGGAGGAACUGAUGGGUCCGAAUUACAAGAUCAGGUGCCGCGCUACCUCAGAUGUCAAGAAUCGUCUCUCUCCUAAGCUCCUCUCGUGCUUGUCAAAAGCAAAACGACAAAAACGAGUAUCCAACAUAAAGCACUUCCAAAUGCUGAAUUGAAUGUUCUACCUCAAAAUAACAUUGUUAUAUUUGUCACAGUUGGAGUUGUUGUUUUUCUGUUUUGUUGUAUCAUGAAAAACAUUUCCUCUAUGUUUUGGUGGAAGAAUGUGAUGUGUGUGUUGGUACGUAAACGCAUCAGGGCCGCACUGAAAAGAAAAAAAAUAGGAUAUGAGUUUAAAGGCAAAAUAUUAUCAGUACUCGAGAAGCACUCGGAGAGCGCAGACCUCCGCCAAGUGCCAUACUUCCCCUCAUAUUGGGAUUCACACCAAAAUAAUAAUCCUACAUUUUUUGGAUCAGUCUUUGAUAUUUUGUAGAGCCGUUUGGAAGCUUGUCCUGUAUUUUUUUCCCCCCAAGUGCUCUGACCAUUUUUUGUUCCGUUAUAUGCACAAAUGGCAAAAAUGGUCCUAUUAAAGAAUCCUUUUUAAAAAAAUUCCUGGAUGCAGACGAUGAAAAAUGCAAUCAGUUCUUCCAUAUCCCAUUUCCGACAAUUCCUGAAAAUUUCAAUCAAAUCCAUUCCGAACUUUUCAAGUUAUUUUGAACAAAAAAGAAACAAACAAACAGAUAAACGCCAGCAAAAACAUAAACUCCGUGCUGCGCUUGCACUUUCCUUGGCGGAGGUAAUCAAAUUGGGACAUAAGAGAAGACAUUUUACAAACUAGAAGAAACCCAUAUGUAUCUUGGCAAGUUAAUCUUAAAUGGGCCCGAUCCAACAGUUCCAUAUUUUUUCAGUCCACCCUGGAUUGGUCACCAACCAAUCACAGGUUGACACCUAUGGACAUUGAGAGUCUCCAAUUAAUCUAACAUGCAUCCAUAUUCUUGGAAUGUGGGAGAAAACCCAGGCUCGGGGAGAACAUACAAGUACAAACCCCGAUCUUCCAGAUCUCCUGAGUGUGUGGCAAACAUGCUACCCACUAGGCCACCGUGCUACGUUUUAUUCACAGAAACUAUAGUGCCCCACUGGGAUCGUUUUAAAAGACACUGAAAUGAGCAGGAUUGGCCCCUCUUAAGCUACAGUCAUGAAAAAAAUGACUAGACCACCCUUGUUUCUUCAGUUUAUUGAUCCAUUUUAAUGCGUAAAGGUACAUUUGUUUGGAUAAAUAUAAUGAGGAUAACAAAUACAGCUCAUAAGAGUUUAAUUUAAGAGCUGCUAUCUAGGAACUUUCAUGGUUUUCUUUCUUGGUCUUUCUUGGUAAUACCCAAAAGUUCUUACAUGAAUAGCUAUAGCAUUGUACGGCCAAAAAAUGUAACUCUUAUGAGCUAUUUUUGUUGUCAUCGUUAUAUUGCUCCAAACAAAGGCACCUCUAGUUGGAUCAGGCAUUAACAUCAACAGGAAACUGAAGAAACAAUAGAUUUUUUGCAUGAUUGCACAUACUUUUCAGAGGCAACGAAAUUUCAUAUUAUCACACAUUAGCAAAGUCAUCAGUACGACCAGUUUCAUUUCAUUAAAAAAAAAAAAAACAGACAAAUUGAAAUUUUGGUGGAUUGUUUCAUUAUUGACCAAAUUGUAUUACCCAAUUCAUUAAAAUAAUAAUGCAAUUAAUGUUAAUUGUUUCUUUCCAUAAUAUUUUUUUUUCUUUUUAGUGUGGCCAAAUAUUGCAAAUAUUGUUUUUUUAAAUGUAUGAUUAUUAUUAGAUUUUAAUUUUACUUUUUUUUAACUGUUUUAAAACAUUCUGCAUUGAAAAUAACAUUUUCCAGACUAUCUACUGCUAAAUGAGCUGUGAUGCUCCUUUGGAUGAAAGGCAAAAUGACGUCGAUUAGUCUUUGCGCUGAGUGUUGUAUGUGUGUGUGUGUGUGUGUGUGUAUGUGUGUGUGUGUGUGUGUGUGUGCGUGUGUAUAAUGAAGACCUCUUCGUGUGCAAGUGAUUUCUUUCAUUCACUCUCAAGGAUUUCAUUUCCACACAAGCACAAGUCUGAUUAAACUGCCAAGAAAUAUUUGACACUUUUGCUGGCAUAGUCCAAUAUUUUGGUCAGUCAUUUCCACAGUCUCUUUUUGAGAGUGAGAGGAGACGGUUGAUGCUGCUACUCCCCUGAUCAAAUUGUGAAGAGGUGUUGGUGCAGUAGCAGUACUAUCGCAUAUACAAAUGAAAGAACUCGUCUUUAGACAAACAAAUGAUGAAAUGUCCAUUCUACGGCCGAUCUGUUAAAUUUUGUCUCUUCCCUGUUUUUGUACAAUUAAGGAAUAACAACUACAAAUUCUAAUGUAAGACAAUUAGAGCCCAUUUUAAAUGAAGCUUUUCACACUAGAGGUUAAUAUAUCGUCCAAUAUGUAGUAAUAAUACGACUAAGAUAAGAUUUCAAGCAGUUUGGUUAGGCUUCCUUCCUGGUUCUUUGGAGCGUGUUGCUAUCGGAGAAGAGAAACCAUUUUGAAGGUUUUCAGCAUUAAAAAAUAAGGGAAAUAUAUUUGCUUCCAGCGCUGAAGUCUUAUCAUCAAUGAGGAAGAUAGAGCAAGAGCCCAGAAAGUAAACAGAAGUCUGUAAAGCAUUUGCCGCACUCCUCUAGAAAGUGAAACUUAAGCUUGUGCGCUUGGAAACUGCAGGUUAAGUUUGUGUGAAUGUGAGAGUUAAGGUGGUGUGAGUGAAGAAUAAUGCAUCUAUUAUGUGUCGCCCAUAUCUAACAAUCUAACAAUUCUGAUUGUGCUAUGUGAGUGUGUCUGACAAUGCAGUGAGCUAUUAGACAGUAUAAUAUCUAACACUACAUUUUUUAAAUUAAAUUUACCAAUUACAGCCAUGGCAGUGUUCAGUGGUGCUAUGUUAAAAUAAAGUGGCACCUCGGUUUCCGUCAUUAAUUCGUUCCAAAAAUGUCAGACGAAAACCAAAACGUAACCAAACCAAACCGAAGCAAUUUUUCCAGUAGGAAAUCAUUGAAAUCUAAUUAAUCUGUUACAGACACCCAAAAAUAAUUAACAAAGUUAAUUAGAGAAUAAUUAUACAGUCGUCCCUCGCUACAUCACUCUAUUGCGUUUUUUCAAAAAUGUAUAAUUAAUAAAUCAUUGCUGUUUCGUGGUUGAAUAUGGUCUAUUAUUAGUAAAAAAAAAAAAAUAUAUAUAUAUAUAUAUAUAUUUAAGCAAAUUUUUUUUUACAUAUUUAUGACCUAAAUUAAGCAUUUUCAAGCAUAAAAAUGGCUAAAUGAACAAAAAUACAAAUACACUAGGUCCCCAGCUUACGAACAUCCGACUUACGAACAUUCGGAGAUACGGACGCAAGCUGAGUGGUCUAUAUUUUCAUGUAUUUUGCUUUGUACUAACUCAAUAUUUAUACUGCUACAUGCUGGACCAGUAGAGGGCACUGUGACACCGCUAAUGGGACCAACAGGUAGAGGAAGAAGGUGGGGCGAGAGUGUAAAGGAGAAAUGCAAAGCUAAAUUGUAGCUGUAUGAUACAACCCGGACAGAGCGUGUGAUUAAAGUUUAUGAAGAGUUAAUAGGCCUGCUUAAUUCUACACCACCCACAGAACACUACCUCUUUUAGAAGAGUCUAACGAUGACGACGAUUUCUCCUUUUUCAAUAACUCCUCCUCCUCCACCACGAGUAUGCUCAACCACUCCUCUUCAAAGGUAAAUAACAUUUAUCAUUACGUAUUAUUAUAUCAUUUUUAUUAUUAUUGUUUUUUUCAUUAAUUAUCCUCAUUUAAUUUUACUACUACAUCCAAACUCAUAUUUGCAUACAUACACAAAUACUGUAUAUGUAUACACGUACAUGUAGUACCUAUAUCAUUGGUAAUAUUACCUUUUGUUGGACUUACUGUACGAACAAAUCGACUUGCGAAAGGUCGCCUGGAACCAAUUGUGUUCGUUAGUUGGGGACCUACUGUAUAAGGCAUUCAAAAGACGUGAUAUGAAGUGUAAUACAGUAUCUGUGACUUGUGUUUGCCUUUAAGAAGCGGUGUCUAGGAAGUGACGUGUGCGACAUCAGCUAGCUAGAGUUGACCGAGGGCUGGAAGCAGGUUAGCCGUGUAGAGAGUGGCCGACAGCAGCUCCUGUGUGAAUGUUCACUGCAUGUGUUCUCUGCUUGUUAAUGAAGAGACUGAAGUGCAUCGUGAGUCUCUCCUUAACCGAGGAACGUUACAUUGAUAAGACAAUGUUGAUUCUAACGUGUGAGUCUACUUUAUCAUAUUUAGGUCUGAGAUGGAUUAUUUUGUAUUAUUUUGUCUUUUAUAUUGGGUAAUACAAGUGUAAAGGUGACUAUAGGGGUAUUAUUUCAUGUCUACAGGACUCUGAUAAUGCUAAAAAAAAAAAAAAAAAAACGUAUGUGGAAGGUCAUAAACAGAUUUUUUAUGCUCUAACUACAAAAAUAUUCUAUGAAUAUUUAAUUUUAAUUUUAUAUUUAAUUCAGUCUGGAACGAGUUAAAUAAACGAGGGUAAUUUUACAUGCAAAAAAUUUAUUUUUUUUAUCUUUAUUGUAGACUUGUGCAGGGGAAGACGGCAAGAUACGUGCAAACAUUGUGCAAUAACUGCACGAAAACUGAAAAAUUGUCAUCGAAAACCAAACCCUACAAAAACUGGGCCGUUCAAAAACUGAGGUUUGAUUGCGCUGGUUUGAGGAAAACAAAAGACAUCAACCUUCUCCUCUUACUUUUACGUUAAAAAAAGAGACGUCUGUUGGCCAAGAUGCUGAACUAUUUUCAACUUCACAUGACUUUGCUCAUGAAGGUGUGGCCUUUCACACUGCUGGUGCCCAGCAGGCAGGACAGGUGCUGAUCUUAGCCUGCCUUUAAUCUCCAAACCACCAUUGCUGCUCGUUUUUUUCUUCUCCUUAAAUCCUCAUUUCAGAGCUUCAGUAAUACAGUCAUGCUGGAUGUCAAUGACCACAGACAACGCGCUGAAUGAGGAGGUCAUUAUUUCCCAACAGUUCUUUUCUGGGUGGUGUCACAGGGUCUCGCUCUGAUAUGCAUUAUGGUUACCUACCUCAAUAGUUUCUGUCAGGUCAAAAGUAACAUACUGUACACUACACGCAAAUGUCAAAUAUUCACUGGACACUCACUAGCCAGAAAGACACAUACAGUAUGCAAAUACUUGUAGGCACUCUGUUGUGCACUCAUGAUCGCAACCAUGUUCUUGCUCAGUUCCUAGCUGAUGUGAAUGUGUAACUUCAUCGGAUUCUUGUUGUUGUUGGGUUUUUUUAUACCACGAACCUUUAAAGUUAUUUUUUGUCACUGGUGUUUGAAUUCGAUGUUUACCUUUGAAUAAAGAUAACUGUCAAAUGUCAUGUGGGUGGAAACUUACAACACAGCACAACGUGAAUAAUGAUUUAUUUCAAGGGUGGAAUAAUUAUACAACAUACAACAUCAACGAUUUUCUUUUAAACAACAACUGACUCACACAAUGAAUUUACGAUGUAUUUUGGAUGUUCUCUUUAAGCCUAGGUCACAACCGGUCGUAUGUGCUCCUACGGCCGGUCUACGUGCAAAAAAAACACAAAAAACGUGCUGGUUUUCGAGCUGUAGACCAGGCCGCAGAGGUUCUUUGUCAUGUCAAAAAAACUCUACCGGUAUUGACGUUUGGGUUUUUUUUAGGUUGCAAGACAAUCUUACGCACGUCGUACGUCUUCGUGCGUCGUCCGUACGACCAACGUGUGUCUUCCGUACGAUUUGCUUGAGUCAGGUUUGGGCAAAGUGGCCGUUUUUUUACGGACGCGGACAUGCGUUCAGAUAUUUCGUACGUCCCCCAUGCGCGUCCAGUAAGUCGGUCGUGCAUUGCCUGUACGUGCGUCACGUGUACAGGUGAUGUGCGGAUCGAUACUGAAAUAUUGAUGCUCCCGAUACCAGCUCCUCGUGCUCUAAAGUCAAUUCUUAAAUCAAAAUAUUGACACUUUUGAUACUUCAGAUAUAUGAUUUUGUCCUGUUUUUUUUCUGUUGCUGUAUAUGAGCUUGGCUAUAUUGUAAAUCACCCUGCUGCCUCAAUAACGCUACUAUGUCUUGUAUUCUUCAUGCUCUGAUUUGAAAUACUGUACACUACUUUUUAAAAUUUACCAGACACAUUAGGUGCAUUUGCACAAAGUAUCGCUAUUGGAUCGAUAUCGCAGAUACCAGCCUGAAUUUUACCCAGUAGGUGGAAAGGGAGAGAGUGCACUGUGAUGUUGCUCAUGGUCACCACAACUAUGUUCUCCACAAACAAACAAACAAACAAAAACGCAGCGGUUUGGGGAACGCCACAAAUCGCACCACGAAAAAAACGCACGUCCGGUUGUGACCGAGGCUUUAAACAAGGUCUAAAUCAGCCUCAUUCUGAAGCAGUGUGUUAUACAGUAGGCGACAAAGCUUAUUAUUUAUAUCAGCUUUUUCUACUUACAUUGCACUUUUUUGCAUUUAAAAGUAUUUUUUUUUUACAUAUAUUUAAACUAUAUUCUUGGGAAUGUUUUUUUCUCAAAAUAUUAUGACUUUAUUUCACUCUUACAACUUUUUCUUAACCCAGUUUUCCAAAUCUUUAUUCCUCAUUUUGU